AUGACUACUAAGUACGACCAAUAUACAGAGGGUCUGACUCUCGUGCAAGACUAUGUUGAUCAUGUCAGAGGCAAAACCUUUCUGUUGACGGGACCUAGUAAAGGAGGCAUCGGUGCUGAGACAGCAAUCUCGUUGGCCCAUGGCGGACCAGCAAUAAUUAUACUGCUUGGGCGUUCGCUCGAGAAGAUCCAGCCCAUCAUCGACUCAAUCAAGCAAAUCAAUAGCAGUGUCAAUGUCAAGUACAUCGAGCUAGACCUCGCUUCCCUCCGAAGCACAAGAAAAGCAGCACAAACGAUUUUGGCCGACGAAGAAAUUGACCACAUUGACGUCGUCAUCAACAACGCUGCCGUGAUGGCAUGCCCUUAUCAGAAGACCGAAGACGGCUUCGAGCUUCAGUUGGCGGCCAACCAUCUAGGCCACUUUGCCCUCACCAACACGAUUAUGCCCAAGAUCAUGGCUGCGGGGUCGGGAGCACGAGUAGUGUUUGUUAGCAGCAAUGGACAUCGCUUCAACCCCUUCCGUUUCUUUGACCCCAACUACGAUACGCCUGGGUCGUACCAUGAGGUCGGUGCCUAUGGAUCAUCCAAGUCUGCCAUGAUCCUAUUCGCUGUUGCUCUGAACCAGCGACUCGCAUCUCGCGGCAUUAAAGCAUAUGCGUUGAAUCCAGGAAGCAUCAGCACAAACCUGCAGGCACAUAUGGUACCGAGUGCUGCCACUGCACAUAUGUGGGACGAUGGCUGCUGGCGCAUUCUGGGUAUGUCGAUGGCGAAAUACAGAGAGACGCGCCCUCUAAAGACACUCCAGCAGGGUUGUGCAACGACGCUUCGAGCGGCACUGGAUCCGGACUUGGUCAAUCAAGAUGGUGUCUACCUGGAGGACACGAAUCUUACGACGGAUACCAGACUGGUUAAGGAAUGGGCGACAGACCCAGAACUUGCAGAGAAAUGCUGGGUGCUGAGCGAAGAGCUCGUUGGUCAGAAAUUUGACAUUUCAGACAUCGCUUGA
Molecule: messenger RNA, 1005 nt
Organism: Truncatella angustata
Lineage: Eukaryota; Fungi; Ascomycota; Sordariomycetes; Amphisphaeriales; Sporocadaceae
Exons: 2
Coding region: 1-1005 (334 amino acids)
Source: RefSeq, a predicted model, not a curated record